UCAUUGUCAAUCGAACAAGCUCAUAAAUCCCUUUCCCCCACUCCCCACAGCAAUCGUAGAUCAAUUUUCGUGUUUAAUUUCAACGGUUCAGAUGGAUUUCCACAGCUUAACAAGGAGAGAAUUGCAAGCUCUUUGCAAGAAGAACAAAAUCCCAGCUAAUAUGACUAAUGUUGCUAUGGCUGAUGCUCUUCAAUCUCUCCACUUUGUUGACGGUAUUGAAGAGGUCUUGAAAGCAUGUGAAUCUGAUGUUGCAAACUCAUCUACGGAGUCUCCUGGAAAGUCAGAAGCAGUAAUGAGUGUACCUCGGACUGGUCGCCGAACUACAAUCAAACAUGACUCGGAAACUUUGCAGACCUCGACUAGGACUCGCUGCAGAACAAGAGGAACGGUGGUCAAUGAAGUGAAAAAUGAUACACUUGAGACUCCUGCAUUGCCAACUACCAGAAGGAGGGCUGCAACAACUAACGUUCGCUCUAAGCUGGAAUCUGUAAUGAAUGAAUGUGAACCAAAAGAGAAAAUCGAGGAUCAGGUUGAGGAAGAAAAGAAAGAUGUUCCAAAGACACCAGCAGCUGCCCUCACUAGCCAAAGAAAGGAAGUGAAGGCAAAGAGUUCAGUUAGGCAAGUGUACAGCACUCGUCGAUCAGUGAGGUUAGCUGGGAAACAGCAGGAAUCAAGCACACAAGAGGAUGAAAAGUCAGGAACCCUUACGUUUGAUGCGGUUUCUGAAGAAACAGAUGAAAGUUUGGAGGUGAACUCCAAGAAUGAAGAACUAGACAAAAGUGGUAUUGAUUUGAAAGCAUUCAAGAGUUUGGACAUUAACAAUGAAUCUGAUACUACAGCAUGUGCUCAACCAGAAAGUGGCAAUGACCUGGUAGUUGUUGCUUUAGAUACAAAUGCAGAAGAGGGCUCAGAGGAAGUAGCACUGGAGCACAAUAACAGUGGAUCUGAAGAUAUGCAUACAUCAGAAAUGAAGGUACUUGAGAACGGGAAAGAAAUGGCAUCUGGAGAAAUGCGUUUGGAUGACGUUGCGGGAGCUAAAAUUGAAGUUUCUGGAGAAGAACCCAUGGACGAAUCCGAAAUUGAUCAUGCUGAGGCUAAAGAGGAAAAAGAUUUCCAGAACCAAAGCCAGAACUUGGGUGAUGAUACCAACAGAGAUUCAGAUGUCACUAAUGUGGUUCUGACCAAGCAGCUGCAUGAACAGGAUGAGCCCCAUUGUGGUGAUACAUCUGAUUUUGUGGCAAAAAAUGAUGAAGAUGAAGAAGAUAAUCUUAAUCAAGUGGAUGAGGCUGCAGAAUGUAAUUCUGAUGUUGCAGGAGAACAAGAGUUGAUUGGAGAACCUGAGGUGGAGGCUAAGGUGAGUGCAAGUAAGCUGAAGUGUCUGACUAACAUGCAAGCUACCAUAGAUUCUCUUGAGGUGAACUUGUUCGGGCAAUUCAAGGAUGAAGUGGAAGAAUAUGGGGUUAGUCUUACUGAGGCUAAUGUGGAUGCACCAGCUGAUGCUCUGGAAGUUUCUGGAGAAGAACCCAUGGAAGAAUCUGAAGUUGAUUAUGCUAAGGCUACUGUGGAGAGUGCAGCUCAGCAGUGUUUAAAUGUUCCAGAAGCUAAUACAGAAGUUGCUGGAGAAGAACCUAUGGAAGAAUCUGAAAUUGAUCAUGCUGAGGCUAAUGUGGAUGCUUCUCAUGCUUCUCUCAUACCUAAUGCUGCCCUAGAACCAGGACAGAUAAUUGUUACAGAUAACAAGGAAAACUUGGUUUGUGCGAACGAAAACAAAGGCACUGCUGGCAAUGAAAAUAAGCAAUCUCUGCAAGAUUUAAGCUUGAGGCAGCUUACAAAAAUGUUGAAAGAGCUAAAGAUCGCAAAAGCUCCUAAUGGAAAAGAGGCUGCUCAAAUCAAGGCAGCAAGCUCAAGAUCAGCCUUGCAAAAACUUCCAGGAAACCGUUUGACCAGUGAAACCGAAAAUUGAAGCUCAUGCUAUUAUAGGGGCAGACCACUCCGCCUGCCAGUUAAGUCAACCUUGAGUGGGAUGAAGAUGGAAGAUCAAACCUGCAAAACCUUCUUGGUUUGCUACUUUUGAGACAUCAAAUUAUUGUGUUUUUGUAUUCCUUGAGGGUUUUUUUCAUUACUUGUAUGAAAAACUAAAAUUACUCAUAUGAUGAUGAAUCCACCAGAUAAUUAUUCUCUUUGUCAAUCAA
Molecule: messenger RNA, 2192 nt
Organism: Lycium barbarum (goji berry)
Lineage: Eukaryota; Viridiplantae; Streptophyta; Magnoliopsida; Solanales; Solanaceae
Exons: 5
Coding region: 92-1963 (623 amino acids)
Source: RefSeq, a predicted model, not a curated record